AUGGAGACCCUUCCAACAGAAUUAGUGGAAAUAGUGGUGGGCUGGCUAGAUUUCCCGGAUAUCUGCGCUCUCCGCCUGACUGGCCAUACCAUCUCAUCCAAAACCUCCACUGCUGUUAUCUUGCGACGGCUCUUCUCUUCCAGAAGAUUGGAAAUGACCCAAGCCUCCCUGGAACAGCUGGUUCGCUUCACCCAGCCAGGACAGGUUGGUCUCUGGCUUCAACGGCUCACGCUAUACGACUGGCCGGAACGCGAGCAGACCGGUGCUGAUCUUACUGCAACCGAGCUACUAUCGCAAGCAUUGGAAAACAUACGCGACCGGCCAUCGCCUCACCAGGAUAGCUACUUGUCUAUCUCGCUUGAGAUCAACAACGACGAAGAUGACCGAGACAUCCCGGCCCGGGUGUUCCACGUGGUCAUCUCCGCCAUCGCGACAACCAAGAUCCCCAUUCACGGACUGGAGAUCUUCACAGAAGCCUAUGAGCUGGUGGAGACAAAUAUGGGCAGUUUGGCAUUCAGUGAUAUCACCCUUGCUCUAUCACGCCACAGGGAAAACCUGGCAACGUCAUUGCAGAACUGCAGGAAAUUCAGCCUGAGCCUAGGGCACUCGACCCGCGGAUUGGUUUAUGAGAGCGGAGUGUAUCGUUUACCGCUGACCCUGGAUGACGCCCGACAAAAUACCCAAUCACUUUGCGAUCUCCUAAACAUGUGUCCCCUACUCGAAGAAUUACGCCUUGCGUGGGUGUAUGAAGACUACUUUGAGGAAACAGACGCGUCUACUGAAGAACUAGAGUUUUUUGGUCCGGUGGGCAUGUCGUGUAAUGCCUCGGCUGGUGAGCUUGAGCCUGGAUGA
Messenger RNA from Aspergillus homomorphus CBS 101889, 852 nucleotides. RefSeq lists its product as uncharacterized. Bases 1 to 852 code for a protein of 283 amino acids. Lineage: Eukaryota; Fungi; Ascomycota; Eurotiomycetes; Eurotiales; Aspergillaceae. The transcript is spliced from 2 exons. The record is from RefSeq and is a predicted model, not a curated record.